Molecule: messenger RNA, 1093 nt
Organism: Racocetra persica
Lineage: Eukaryota; Fungi; Glomeromycota; Glomeromycetes; Diversisporales; Gigasporaceae
Source: the annotation of a GenBank genome assembly
UUAUGCAUUGAUCAGUUUAAUGUUGAUGAGGUGAACCAGGAAGUACCUAAGAUGAGGCAGUACUAUAACAAUGCUGAUGCAACUUUAAUUGCAAUUAAUACUGAAGUUAAAUUUAAUGUAAAUAAAAAAGAGUUUGCUUUAGAACAAACUAUUUUCAUGUUUGACGAUGGAUUAGUGGAUGGAAGAACAAUGGCACAAGUUUGGGCAUUCAUACAACAACGAGAUUUUUCUUUUCCUUGCCAGAUCAAGUUAGGAUUGUCUCAAUGUCUAGAAGCAAUCAAAAGCCGUGGCCGUGAUAAUCCCAUAGAUGGUAUUUAUUCAAUAUUAGGCUUGUUAUCUUAUGGAAAUAAAAUAAUUCCUAAGUAUAAAGAGUGGGGACACCAGUACACCAAAAAGGAAUUGGGAGAAGCUUUGCUAGAUGUGAUGAAAGCAGCGGUAGAGAAAGAUGGUUAUAGCGAAAUUUUGGCUUGGUUUGGUCCUAGAAGAAAUGAAAUUAAUUUGUGGCCAGGAAGUGCUGAAGUAACUGGAAGUGGCAUCAAAUUAAUUGGUUCCCAACAUAUAGUAAAAAAUCGUGAACUUGCAUCAUUAAGACGGCUAGAAGGUUCAAUAGAAAGGGGAAUUGGCGAAGCCUGCUUUUUAUUUAUAGAAAAUCAGGUCAUGCUUAUUAUCCUGGUGCCAAGUGUAAAUAACCCUGAUUGUCCAAUUGACAUUUUUAGAUUAAAAGACUAUCAAUUAUCAGACAAUUCUGAAACAUUAGCACUUAAAAAAAUCGAAGAAAAGGAACUAUUUAUUGAUAUGGUUAACAAAAAAGUAAUUAAAUUAGGAACUGAAAUUGCGAUUAUAGUUAAGGAUAGUUAUAAGGAAGAAGAACACAAACAAUUAAGGAUACUUUUGCGAAUACAAAGCCAAUUAAUAAACCUAUCUGUAAAAAAUGGAAUCCAAAAUAAAGACAACCCCUUAGUCAAGGAAAAUUUAGAAGAAAUUAAAAGAGAAGUAGAUAAAUAUAUAAUGGAUACUGAGGAAAUUUACAAAACUGAAGAAGAAAGGAUUAAAGUAAAAAUGGAGUUGGAGAGGGCGAAAGAAAACAGAAACG